UACAGCCUGAUGACGUAUUAGUCCUGAUUUAGACAAAUUAUUUUGUGAAGCAUGUAGGCUUCCCAACAUCUCCUGAAUGGCGUAAGACUUACUGACAUACCAUAUUAGCAUAGACUCAAGUCCAGCUAGUUUGUAACCAUAGAUGAUUUGUAUAGGCGAACUAAUCCGAUUGCCUCAGUUAAUAGGUCCUGUUUGCGAGCUCGUGAGAGGGAGGGGAAGGGUCCUUCGCUGAUUCUAUGAAGCUUACUUACAACUUGAACUUGUUUUCGUCUUCGUUACUCCCAUGUGAAUUUAAAACUAAUUUAUUGCUGGAAGAUGACGGACUCUGUUGCUUUAGAGUCUAACACCAACCCAAACUCCACGACAGGUUCCUCAACAGUGCUGAACGGACGGACUUCUCCCCUGGGUCGGAACCUGCCCAGAUCGGCAUCGGGAAACAUGGAUGGAGACCACGGGAUGAAAGUGGUAGAGAGCGCAGAAGGUCAAGAUUUACUGGAGAGCAGCCUGAGACUGAAACCUUAUGAAGCUCAGAAGUAUCGCAAGAGGGCAUUAUGGGUGUCAUGGAUUUCCAUCAUAAUUACCCUAAUCCUGGCUGUUGCUGCCUUCACUGUUUCUGCUAUGAAAAACAGUGUGUCAGCCUUUGGGUUUGGGUUUGAUGCUACAUUGGAUGUGCUUUCCUCAAUUAUUGUGUUGUGGCGCUAUAAUAACCCAGCAGCUGUACACUCAGCCUACAAGGAAUACAUAGCAUGUUUGAUAUUGGGAGUUGUGUUCAUCCUGUCUUCUCUAUGCAUUGUGGGAAAGGCUGUCCAUGACCUGGCAACCAAGGUCUUGCCUGAGGUGGAUGACUUUCUUUUUAUUGUGUCCGUUGUGAGUGGGGUGCUGUGCCUCAUCCUGGCUGUGCUGAAGUUUCUGCUGGGGAAGGCUCUAACAAGCAGAGCACUCAUCACUGAUGGAUUUAACUCCUUUGUCGGGGGGAUCAUGGGAUUUUCCAUACUCAUCAGUGCUGAGGUCUUCAGAUACUAUGACAGCGUCUGGUUCCUGGAUGGCACUAUUGGAAUCCUCAUAGGACUCAUCAUCCUCGCCUAUGGAAUCAAGCUGCUGAUUGAUAUGAUUCCCAAGAUUAGGCAAACGGGGGGCUAUGAGCCGUUCGAGUGAAACAGUGCCUGAGAGGCAGCUGAAGAGUUAUGGCCUUGCUUUCGUGCCAUCCAUUUUUCAUCUUUUUUGGCCACACUAACUAUCUCUAUUCAGCUCCCUCUCUCCCCCUAUCUCUCAUUUGAUACAACAGAGAUUUUGUCUUUAAACCCGGAAGGGAGGAGAUAAAAUGAGAGUCAGCAGUGGCACUAAAACCAACAAAAUCUGCUGAUACUUUUUCUACCAUUCAGUCAGUAGUACCUUUUGGGCAUGUCAUCAGAUAGUGGUUACAAAACCUGUUCAGUCUUUCUGAGGAAUAUUUAUAGUGGUUGUGUUGACCUUGAUCUAUGUUUGUGCGUAAAUAGGUGUCAAAGUGCCCCAGAACACGUUUUGCCAUUCGUUGCCAACAGCCCUUAAUCGUCGGUUCUCUGCAUUUCUUCUUGAGUAUCAUUUUUAAGGAAAACAUAUUUCCACUGGUUGUACUGAUGUAUUGAGUUGGCACAAAUGUUGUUGAUACUACUGAGAUACACAUGAGGGAAGUGUAAAAUGUGUUUUUUUUUGCAGGCUUUUUUUAUGAUGUUAAAGCACCUGUUGACAGAUGUCAUGGAGCUCAUAAUUAUAAAAUAUUUAUUGAGAGGCUUAAAUCAAUAGUCAGUAGUCAUGCUUAUCUGUGUUCCAUCAAUUUCAGGUCAAGAAGAAUGUUUACCAAAGGCUGAAUCAGUUUGUACAUAUAUAUAACACAAGUUGUACACACAGGACUGUACAGCUUGAUUUUAUUAUCUUUUUUCUUGGCACUCGAGUCAUGACUUGGCAUGAACUGUUGAACCAUCAAAGCCUCCUUUUGGAGUAGAACAGGGUUUGCAUCUUUGGACACAUCUGUGUAGACAUUACUGUAAUAAACGCUACUGUCAGAACCAAGACAUAUUUAUACCUUUUCACAGUGAAAGGUAUUCACUGUACAUGUGACUCUACAAACAUUCCAAUGCAUCAUACGUCAUUGUGAUUACUGUAAUCAAGUGAGCCUAAAUAUUUUGGCUUAUGAGUCGUAUGGAAACCAAAAACAUGGCCUUUUCACCAGAUGCAUGUUUGUGUUUACAGGCCAAGACAGUAUUUUUGUGAGUUCAGUUCAGUUGUUUUUGAGUAUUUAAAAUAAGUCAAGAAUUAUCAGUGCAAAGUGUUUUUUUUACUCAAUGUAUUAGUAAAAUGCAUCAUGAUAUUUAUGUAAUGUACUGUGUGUUACAUAGUUAUGUCACUUGACUUCACAUCCAAAAGGCAUUUAUGAAGAAAAUCUAUAAAUGCUAGAUAGAAUGGAUAGAUAUAUACAUUUGUUGUGUGUUUGCUAGUUUAUCCCAUCAUGUUACAUGACUAUAUGUAAAUACACCCAUGUGUACAUUACACAUGCAAAGUUUACAAAUGUCAAAUGCUUUGACAUAAUUUGAAGGUUUGGAUGAAAAUAUUUUGCUAUGAAAUGCACAAUGUGAACAGUACAAAAUGUGUAUGAAGAAUGAAAUCAUAAAAAUCAAA
This is a messenger RNA of Clupea harengus (Atlantic herring), 2655 nucleotides long. It is a transcript of the gene tmem163a, whose product is annotated as transmembrane protein 163a. The record is from RefSeq and is a predicted model, not a curated record. Gene Ontology annotation, cellular component: synaptic vesicle membrane. Gene Ontology annotation, molecular function: zinc ion binding. NCBI's taxonomy places the organism in Eukaryota, Metazoa, Chordata, Actinopteri, Clupeiformes, Clupeidae.